GCAACAGCGGAAGUGGAAGGGCCGCGGCCUGCCUCGGAGGGAGACCGGACGGGACCGGGAGGCGCCGCCGUUGCUACCGCCCAGCGCAGCCCCGCCGAGCCGCCAUGAGUGACCAGCAGCUGGAUUGUGCCUUGGAUUUGAUGAGGCGUCUGCCUCCGCAGCAGAUAGAGAAGAAUCUCAGUGACCUCAUUGACUUGGUCCCAAGCCUCUGUGAAGAUCUCCUCUCCUCUGUUGAUCAGCCAUUGAAGAUUGCGCGAGAUAAGGUGGUAGGAAAAGACUAUCUAUUGUGUGACUACAACAGAGAUGGAGACUCAUAUAGAUCACCAUGGAGUAACAAAUACGAUCCUCCCCUGGAAGACGGUGCCAUGCCAUCUGCUCGCCUGCGCAAGCUGGAGGUGGAAGCCAACAAUGCCUUUGACCAGUACAGAGACUUGUAUUUUGAAGGUGGAGUCUCCUCUGUCUACCUCUGGGAUCUGGAUCAUGGUUUUGCCGGGGUGAUCCUCAUUAAGAAAGCUGGAGAUGGAUCAAAGAAGAUUAAGGGAUGCUGGGAUUCCAUCCACGUGGUGGAGGUUCAGGAGAAAUCCAGUGGUCGCACUGCUCAUUACAAGCUGACCUCCACAGUGAUGCUGUGGCUGCAGACUAAUAAAACUGGUUCUGGUACCAUGAACCUUGGAGGGAGCCUUACCAGACAGAUGGAGAAAGAUGAGACUGUGAGUGACUCCUCUCCGCACAUAGCCAAUAUCGGACGCUUGGUAGAGGACAUGGAAAACAAAAUCAGAAGUACACUGAACGAGAUCUAUUUUGGUAAAACAAAGGACAUCGUUAAUGGGCUGAGAUCUAUUGACGCUAUCCCCGACAACCAAAAGUAUAAGCAGUUGCAGAGGGAGCUUUCUCAAGUGUUGACCCAGCGCCAGAUCUACAUCCAGCCUGAUAACUAAACCAAUCCAGGUCUGUGCAGACUUUCGCAGACAAAUCAAAACAAGAAGCUCUUAAAAACGACCUGGUGGAGGCUUUGAAGAGAAAGCAGCAAAGUUAAAAUACUCUUCAUGCUAACAAGACAUGCCAUGCACUCGUUAGAUUCCUUUCUUAGAAAACUCAUCCCCCCCUCUUCCCCUUUUCUGUUACGUCACAUCACAAUUUGCAUUCAGUACUAUCCAUGCAACGCCAUCUUCUCCCCAUGAAUAAAGCUGUACAAACUUU
Messenger RNA from Falco peregrinus (peregrine falcon), 1200 nucleotides. It is a transcript of the gene CAPZB, whose product is annotated as capping actin protein of muscle Z-line subunit beta. Lineage: Eukaryota; Metazoa; Chordata; Aves; Falconiformes; Falconidae. Gene Ontology annotation, cellular component: F-actin capping protein complex; cytoplasm. The record is from RefSeq and is a predicted model, not a curated record. Gene Ontology annotation, molecular function: actin filament binding. The coding region runs from base 105 to 938 and encodes 277 amino acids. The transcript is spliced from 10 exons. Gene Ontology annotation, biological process: barbed-end actin filament capping; regulation of lamellipodium assembly; cell morphogenesis.